This is a messenger RNA of Puccinia graminis f. sp. tritici CRL 75-36-700-3, 306 nucleotides long. RefSeq lists its product as uncharacterized. Lineage: Eukaryota; Fungi; Basidiomycota; Pucciniomycetes; Pucciniales; Pucciniaceae. The coding region runs from base 1 to 306 and encodes 101 amino acids. The record is from RefSeq and is a predicted model, not a curated record. The transcript is spliced from 2 exons.
AUGGCAAUCAUAGCUUGCCAACUUGCAAUCGCGGAGGUUUUCAGAUGCCGUCAAGUAAAUGGGGAACCGGCGGACGAUUGGGUGGCAGUUUGCGGCGGAGCCUCCAAGGCAGACCCAAAUAAAUAUGAGAUGACCAAAGCCAACACAGAAGUGAAUGAUAAAGCAGCUCACAAUUGCGUCGGGGCCCCGUUACAAGAAACAAAAUGUUGCCGAAAGAACGCAUUCAAAUUUCAGGAAAACGUGAGCAUUAUUCCAUCUGAACAAUUCUUUCAACUCUCUGAGUCCAAGUUACUAAUUCUUUCAUGA